Messenger RNA from Achroia grisella, 822 nucleotides. Its product is annotated as lipopolysaccharide-induced tumor necrosis factor-alpha factor homolog. Gene Ontology annotation, molecular function: zinc ion binding. The transcript has 3 exons. Lineage: Eukaryota; Metazoa; Arthropoda; Insecta; Lepidoptera; Pyralidae. Bases 355 to 801 code for a protein of 148 amino acids. The record is from RefSeq and is a predicted model, not a curated record.
UAACUACUAUGAAGGGGGUACAUUGGUGACUCCUAUAAUGACGAUUUUACUUGUUUCGCCAUAAUAACACCGAGAACGUUAAAUUACUUAAUGCUGUUUAAGUGUUCAUAAGACGCGAUGACUUUAAUAUUAUAAUCUAUACACAUUGAAAUUUAGACCAAACAUCUGUGUCGGUAAGCGUUUCAUAAGCGUAAAUUAGAAAAAAAACUACUGUUAUCAACAAAUUGCGUAGACGAUCGUCUGAUGACGCAUGGUGUUCAGUACUGUACCUGUCAGUCUGUAAAAGUCUAUCGUGCGAGUUAGAUUUGCCUCUUACAGCAUUUGUUUAUUCUGUGGUAGUAAAUAGUUCUCAGAAUGGAUACAAGUGGUAAAGUUGGAUUUGUGAAUAAUCCUCAGUCGUUAUAUCCCCCUAUAAACCCACCGCCGUACCCUGGACCCGAGGUAGGUUAUGGAGCUCCAUACCCUGCCCCCCAAGGUACCGCUCCAAUGCCACCUGGUCCGACGGUCUACCACCAGGUACCUCAAGCGGUAGUCACAGUUACUCCCGGACUAGUUCCGGGCGUUGUCGUUGGACAGCAUAUUGGUCCUCAGCCCACAAGAGUCACCUGCAGAUCGUGUAAUGAACAAACUACAACAAGGAUUGAACAGAAAUCGUCCAUGCGAACACAUAUGAUGGCAUUACUUUUGUGUGUAUUUGGAUUGUGGCCCUGCGUUUGCAUACCUUACUGUAUGGAUUCCUGUAUGAAUGUGGACCAUUAUUGUUCAAAUUGCGGGUCUUAUGUCGGCACAUAUCAGAAUUAAGAUCAUUCUUACUGUUUAUAA